Impatiens glandulifera is the source of this 915-nucleotide messenger RNA. Its product is annotated as NADPH:quinone oxidoreductase. The transcript has 3 exons. Gene Ontology annotation, cellular component: cytosol. The record is from RefSeq and is a predicted model, not a curated record. NCBI's taxonomy places the organism in Eukaryota, Viridiplantae, Streptophyta, Magnoliopsida, Ericales, Balsaminaceae. Gene Ontology annotation, molecular function: FMN binding; oxidoreductase activity. Bases 63 to 656 code for a protein of 197 amino acids.
GCGCUUCGUUGACAUCUGAUACCAGAGUAUAGAAAGAGAGAGAGGGAGAGAGGAGGUGUUCUAUGGAUGCAGCAGCCAUGGCAGCAGCAAUAAAACCAGUUAUCAAAGUUACAGCUAUCUGCGGUUCUCUUCGCAAAGCCUCUUUCAAUCGAGGACUCAUCCGCGCUGCUUUGCAGAUAAGCAAGGAGAUCGAUGGACUAGAAAUUAAGUACGUUGACAUAGCGGCGCUUCCCUUGAUGAAUACUGAUCUUGAGGUCGACGGAACCUAUCCAUCAGCUGUUGAGGUUUUCCGUCAGAAAGUUCAGGAAGCCGAUAGCAUCCUUUUCGCUUCGCCGGAAUACAAUUACGGCAUAGCCGCACCACUGAAGAAUGCAAUCGAUUGGGCUUCAAGGCCACCAAAUUGUUUCUCUGAUAAACCAGCUGCUGUGGUGAGUGCUGGAGGAUUCUUUGGUGGAGGUCGAUCUCAGUACCAUCUAAGACAAUCUGGUGUUUUUCUUGAUCUUCAUUUCAUAAAUAAGCCUGAACUCAGCUUGAAUGCAUUUCAACCGCCUGCAAAGUUUGACGACGAAGGAAACUUGAUUGAUGAAGAGGCAAAAUUGAAACUGAAACAAGUUCUCUUAUCCUUGAAGGCGCAUACGUUACGCCUUCAAAGUUAAUGUCGCAGUCUAGAUCGAAAUUUCGUCCGAGGAGGAGGAGGAGAAGAAGAAGAAAGGUGUCGUUUCCAUCUAACUUUCUUUAUUUAGCAUUAUGUAAAAUUUCAAGUUGGCAAAUUUGAUACUUUCAUUCUUUUGCCAAACUCAGGAAAAUAAAAAGGAUUUCCAUACCGCUCAUGUGGUGAAAUUAAAUGGUUUCAAUUUGAUAUAUUACAUGUUACAUAUGUUUCUAUUUCAAAAAAUGAAAAUUGUUUUUUAUGUU